AAACCGCGCUGUAUUUAAAAUUGAAUCGGAUUUUAAACAUUUAAAGUGUGUUUUAUUGUGCGAAAAAUCGAUAGCUUACAACAUAUACAAAAGCUAAAGCCGAUGUGUGUGUGUUGUGUGUGUUUUGUUAAACAACAAAAAAACGAACUUCAACGUCGCCGACGACGUUGCUGUGGAUAGUGCGUUGACGGGGGAGGGCAGAGCGAAAGGACCAACGCCAAGGAGGAGAGGAGCGCGCUGGCCAGCCAGAGGAAGGCGAAGCAGGCGGGGGCGCGACGCAACAGCAGCAGCAUUUAAAAGCCCUGACAAUAGCGUACAUAUUAAAAAGCAUAAAGGGCAACGAAAUACGUAACGCAAUACGGCGAUUUAGGGUGCCGACCACGUCAAGGAGGACACGGACUCAGAGCCGGACCCGGAGACGACGACGACGACUGCAGGAUACUCGAACCAGGACCAGAAACUGGACGAGACAACGAUAUGAGCGCCGCAACGACCCAAGAGUUUUGCGUGCGGUGGAACAGCCAUUUAGGUAGCAUCGGGGCUGCGUUUCCCCAGCUAUUGGCUGGUCAGCGUUUCGUCGAUGUGACCCUGGCCUGUGAGGGACACCAGGUGCAUUGUCAUCGUCUGGUAUUGGCCGCCUGCUCCACAUACUUCGAGGCCAUAUUGGCCGAGAAUCCCUGCAAGCAUCCGGUGAUCAUAUUGCCCAGCGAAAUCAAAUUAUGGGAAAUCCAGGCACUGGUCGAUUUCAUGUACAAGGGCGAGGUGAAUGUCACCCAGGCUGGUUUGGGCCAGUUGUUGCGAUGCGCCGAACAGUUGCGCAUCCGUGGACUAUAUGGCAGCGAGGCGGCAAUCAAUUACAAACAGUUGCAACAAAUGCGGCAAGAGGCAGCGGCUGCCUCAUCGGCUGUGGCGGCAGCGGCGGCCAUUGUCCAGGCGCAAUCCCAAUCGGAGUUAGUUGCCACGCCAAUGGCUGUGGCAUGUAGCUUGAAUAGCGCCGAGACCGAUGAUACGGCCACAAAUUCAACGACAUCGACAACAACAACAAGCACAACGGCAUUGUCAAUCAAACAACAGCAGCAGCAGCAGCAGCAACAGCAACAACAACAGCAACAGUUGCUACUGCAACAGCAAAAAGAACAACGACAACGCCAGCAACACCAGCAACAGACAAACGGCAGCAACACAUUGCAAUUGCUUCAGCAACAGCAACAACAACAACUGGCUGCUAACGUUGUUGCUGCCUCACUAACCGCUUCCAACAACUCAAAUGCCCCAACCGAAGAUGAUUCCGCUGACGAAGCAUCCAAUAACUGGAAUGCCUAUAGCGAACACUAUGACGAUUAUGCCAUGGCCAAUAAUAACAAGAUCAAUGCCCAGCAGCAACUGUUGCUGCAACAGGCGAGAUCUCCGAUGCAACAACAACAGUUGCAGCAGCAGCAGCAACAACAAUUGCAAUUGCAACAACAGCAACAACAACAACAACAACACCACCUGGAUUCCACCAUUGAAGACGAUCACAAUUAUGUGGCUGCCCAUGAUGAGGACAAUGAUAGCAGUUUUGCUGGCGGAGCGGGCAGCGUUGGCGGCUUAUCGUUUAGCAUUGACACCGAUCUAGAUACAUCAGCCAAUACAUCGGGGAGUGGAGGAGGCAACGGUGGCGGGGGACUUUUGCAUAGCUCCAUCGAUGGUUAUACAUCGUAUAAACGUGUCCGCCGAUCCGAAGCCUCGCUAGCCCAGGCAGCAAAAUGUGUGUCGAAGGGUGAAACAUUUCAAACGGUUAGCAAUAUGUUCAAUAUACCCGUAUCCACCAUACGCUUCUAUAUGGCCCGUAAGGGUAUAUUGCCUAAGCGAAAGCGUGGACGUGGUGCCUCCCAUGCAGGUGGCGGUGGUGGUGGGGGCGUGGGUGUGGGCGUAAUAGGCACAAUCUCAACAGCAAAUGCGACAGUUGGCAACAUGACGUCGCCUUUGGGAGGCGGCAGUGGCCCCAAUACAACCACCAGCAGCAGCAGCAGCAGUAGCACCACCACAACAACCACCUCCAGCCACCAUUUACCCUUGGAUGCCAUACAGCUCAAGAGGCUGACAAAUUCCAGUACAGCAGCUGCGGCAGCGGCAGCAGCGGCUGUUGCAACGGCGGCCAAUUCACCAGCAUUGGACAUGGCCACAACUGCGGCUGGAGUACCUUUCCAUUUGCUCAGCGAUGCGGCGGCAUUCAAGUUGAGCGAACAGCAGCAGGCGCAUAUAAUCUAACCACAUUGGACAAAAUUACCAAGAACAACAACAACAACAACACGAAAAACAAUGCAAAAAUUAUGUGAAUCGAGAGUGAGCCAAAAUUUAAUUCAAAUCUACGGACAAGUAGAAAUAUAGUGUAGGUCCAAACUGACCCCCCCCCCCCCCUUGCCACCACCUCCUCCUCCUCCUCCUACAUCUAUUCAUUGUUUAAGCAUUCAAAGACUCUUAACUUUGUUUUUGAGCUUUUAAAGCAAACCCAAAAAAAAAAAAAUGAAAAUAAUACUCUUUGCCUCCCUCCACCACAUCCACACAAUUUCACACACACACACACACACAAGCCCAAUCCCGAUCCCACCUUAUUAUCCAUUAAUUAUCACUUAAUUUUUUAUAUAUAUAUUCGCUUUUAAGAUUUUAGUAUUACAAAAACCAUCAAACAACUUUUCAUUUAAUAUACAUAUACAUAUGUAUAUGUAAUAUAUACAUAUAUAGUUUACAGAAAAGUCCCCAAAACUUCCUAUUAUAUACAUUUUUCAAUUUUUUUUU
Drosophila willistoni is the source of this 2778-nucleotide messenger RNA. Its product is annotated as protein bric-a-brac 1. Lineage: Eukaryota; Metazoa; Arthropoda; Insecta; Diptera; Drosophilidae. Gene Ontology annotation, molecular function: protein binding; DNA binding. Gene Ontology annotation, biological process: regulation of transcription by RNA polymerase II. The record is from RefSeq and is a predicted model, not a curated record. The transcript is spliced from 3 exons. Gene Ontology annotation, cellular component: nucleus. The coding region runs from base 478 to 2250 and encodes 590 amino acids.